Messenger RNA from Protopolystoma xenopodis, 507 nucleotides. Lineage: Eukaryota; Metazoa; Platyhelminthes; Monogenea; Polystomatidea; Polystomatidae. The record is from the annotation of a GenBank genome assembly.
AUGCUACAUGACGCCGCCGACGUGCCGAGUUUGCCUUUAGAUAUUUUGGAUACUUUCCAACCAAUGCAACAACAGCAUCAACAGUCUCCCUCUUUGUUCAGUAACCUUUCGGUCUCACCUGCAAUUAGCGAUGAGCUCGCUUUCACUCUGCGCCAUCCUCGUCUGGCCAGCGCUGCUGGUCCGGCUGCCAGCCGGGCUCUCCUGCGGGCCGGGUUUGCGGCUUGGACAGAGGCGCUAGCCCACUGCCUCGGCCGCAGUGCUGAUUUUCACAAUCCCAGCCUCGAUCUGGUUGGACAUGGCCGUCGACUGGCAGAUGUUCUCCUCAGUUGCCAUGUCGACAGUGCACUCUUCCAUCAGCUCACCACUGGCCUCACUGCCACAAACACUCAAGCCUUCCAAUUGUCCGACCAUCGAAAAGCCUCUUCCGAUUCUCACCACCCCAUUUCGACGUCAUUGUCAGCCUGCCUCAUGGCAACAGCUCACCCAUCGACCUCACCAACCGGCUGA